CAAAGUCAAGAGUAAAUAAGUGAAAAUAAUUUUCAUUUUAUAGGAUCAGACACAAUAAAUAUAAACAGAUUACUUGGCAGCCACCGUCAUGCGUCAGUUAUAUAAUACAUUUUUAAAUCAAACAUUACAAAAAUAAAGUAGAUACCAAGUUUUUAGUUGUGGCAUAGUUCCGUGAAAGUUUCUUUUUUAUGUUAAUUGAAUUGCGGGAAAAUUAUCGGAAAAAUAUUAUCCUGGAUGGGAAAUUAUUAUCAAUAAUAAAAUCCGCGAAUUGAAAACUGACGAAAAAUUUAUGGAAACAGUGGUGUUAUAAUUCACAGGAGAAAAAACGGUGUUUAGUCUAUGCCCCGAGUUUCCAGAGUUUCUACAUUAUAAAUCGGUUUUUGGUCACCUUGAAAACAGGAAGAUGUCAACAAAGAAGGUACGAAUCCAUUUGGAACUUGGUGAAGAAAACAGCUUAGAGGUAGUUAAAUUAACAACAAUUAGAUUAUUAUCAGAUGAUAUCACUUAUUUGUUUCCAAAAAAUUUACAAAAUUUAAAACAUCAUAAAGAUUUAUUUGACACAAGUAGUACUGUCAAAAUGGCAAGUAAAGCUUUGACAAAAGUAGGUCAGUAUAGGAACAUCACGAUUACAUUAAAUCCUGAGAUUGUUACUUUGUAUUUAGAUGAAGAUUGUAAUUUAGUUUUUAAGAAUUGUUAUUUAGAGGAAUUAGUAGAAAAUAGCACGCUGAUAAAUACUCCGGUUUCAUUAGAAAAAACAGAUAAAACUAAAGUAGAUUUAAUUAGACUAAUUGAUAAAUUAAGCCCUAAACUCGAGACAAAAGUAAACAGGGGGCUGGAUAUCUCCCAAAUUCAAAGUCAGUUUGUUUUAAAUAAAUUUCAAGGCAAAGAAAAUGCUAGACAGUGGAUGAGUAAUUUUGAAAAUGAGUGCGAAAGACAUGAAAUAGUAAUAGAUGAAGCUAAAAUACAAAUAUUACGUCUAUUUCUGGAACAUAAUGCUAUAGAAUGGUACACCUCAACUUUAUGUACAUUAACAAUGCAUGGAGCAUGGUCGGAAUGGCAAAAUUCUUUUUUAGAAACUACGGCGAUAAAAGUUGGCGAACAGUAUAUCUAGCAUAUACCUAUAAGUAUAUAAACGGUUCUUUUCUAGACUAUGCGCUUAAAAAAGAAAGGAUGUUGUUAGAGACUGAGCCAUCUAUGUCAGAUCAAUCGCGCAUAAAUCACAUUGUGGUGGGUCUGCCAUUGAAUAUUCAAGAUCGCUUGGACAAAGAGACCAAUAAUACUACUGAACAGCUUAUGAAUCAGCUACGUAGAUAUACAUCAAUAUUUCCUAGAUUAAAAAAAAGUGAAGGAAGGUUUUUAAGUUCUACGAAUAAGACUGAUCGUUUGAAUGAAAAUAGAAAUCAGAAAUCGAUAGAAAAGCUCCCAUGUAGUUAUUGUGAGGCUUGUGGGUACACGGGACGUUUUCAUCCAAUUGACUAUUGCAGAUACAAAAUACGUAGCACUGAUGCGAGAAGGGUAAACCUUACGGAUGUUAGUGAAGUUGCUGUUAGAGCUCAAGAGGAAGAACAACAAAAAAACUAGAUUAUACACCACUAAUUAAAUUAACUGUUACAAUCAACAAUAAUAAAGUUACUGGAAUUUAUGACAGUGGAUCUAAUAUAACACUGAUAAAUUCAAAGAUUAUUGAAGAUGUUAAACAUAAUAUGUUGGAAAAUGAACAGACAUUUAGAACAAUUAGUGGUGCGGGAAAAAGUUAUAAUAAAAUAAAGUUGCCUAUGAAAAUCCAUAAAAUAGAACAAGAAAUAGAUGCUUAUGUGAUUAAAAAUGAUAAUUUUUCUUAUGACGUAUUGCUAGGAUUAGAUGCUAUUAAACAGUUUCGUUUGCUGCAAGACGAAAACUUGAAUAUUCUCCAAAGAGUGGAUGAAAACAAGAUAGAAAAUAUAAAGACAUUAAAGGAAAAUUUAAGAUAUAGUUAUGAUAAUAAAACCGAUACUUUGGAAAACAAUAAAAUUCAGGUAAGGUAUUUUGAAGAAAACUCAUACGACUAUUUAGAUAAAAUAAAACAUCUAGACAACAUUAAAAUAAAACAAAUUUCUAAAAUAUUAGAUGAAAACUUAUCGAUAUUUGCAAAACACAAGUACGAUGUAGGAGAAGUAAAAAAUCAGGAAGCUCACAUUAAACUCUUAGAAAAUAAAUAUAUUUCAAAGAAACCUUAUAGAUGUUCCAUUCCUGAUGAACGUGAAAUUGAAAAUCAGAUAACCAAGCUACUUGAAGCAGGACUGAUAGAGGAAUCUGAAUCUCCUUUUGCUGCACCAGUGACCUUGGCAUAUAAGAAAGACGAAGGAAGACGAACGAGACUCUGUGUUGAUUUUCGUGAACUGAAUAAAAUUUUGGUACCUACCGGAAUCACAACCAUUCCCACGAAUCGAAGACAUUAUAGUAAAGGCUCGAAACUGCAAAUGGUAUACAGUUUUGGAUAUUAAUUCAGCUUUUUGGACAAUACCAGUAAGGCAAAAAGAUCGCUAUAAGACAGCAUUUGUUACACAGUCCGGACAUUAUCAAUGGAAGAAAUUACCUUUUGGUUUAAAAAUAUCUCCAGCGAUUUUUCAACGAAUACUAGCCACUACUAUUCGACGUUACGGACUUCAGGGCUUUUGCAUAAAUUAUAUUGAUGAUAUUCUAAUAUUUUCUUCUGAUUUCGAAGAACACAUACAUCAUAUAGAACAAUUACUUCAUGCACUUAGACAAGAAGGGUUCCUGCUGAAACUAUCAAAAUGUAAAUUCGCUCAAUUCUCUGUGAAGUAUUUAGGCCAUGUUCUCUCUUACAAUUCUGUUAGACCACAUCAUGAUAACUUAAAAUCUAUUAAGCACUUUCCAAGACCUCAAAAUAAGAAAAAUAUUCGCCAGUUCCUAUUGCCAGAUCAUACUAGGUUUCUUGAGCCCAUUCAUAAUCUUCUACGUAAUAAAACAGAGUUUAAAUGGACAGAUGAAUGCGAGGCAACAUUUAUUCGAAUCAAAGAAUAUCUCUGCCAGAGUCCCAUCUUGUCAAUUUUUGACCAAGAGAAAAGAACUUUUUUAUUUACAGAUGCUAGUGCUUUAGGAGUUGGUGCAGUUUUGAAACAGUUAUAAGACAAUGGUGAGUUGCACCCAGUAGCAUAUUUUUCAAAGAAAUUCACGCCAUCACAAGCAAAGAAAAAAGCGGUCUACUUGGAGUGUCUCGCAAUAAGAGAAGCGCUACGUUAUUGGCAGCAUUGGUUAAUAGGGCUAAAGUUUCAGGUAAUCACAGAUCAUAAACCAUUAGAAAAUCUUAAAAUAAAAGCACGAACCGAUGAAGAACUUGGAGACCUAGUGUACUACCUGUCUCAAUAUGAUUUUACCAUUACAUAUUCUCCAGGCAAACCGAACCAAGAAGCUGAUGCUCUUUCGAGAAACCCUGUUUUGGAAUCUUUUGAGAAUACUGAUGAUAUACUACAAGUGGUUAAUUUGACAACCAUCGAAGACCUAAAAAAGAUCAACAAAAUAAUAGCACUGAGCUAUCUUCAGACAAACGUACAGUUAAAAAAGGCGAACUUCUUUAUAAAAAACUAAGAAACAAAGAACGCAUCUUUAUAUCUAAGAACUUUGGCUUACAGUUGGUAAAAAAAAUUCAUUCUCACUAUGGCCACAUUGGAACUGGUCAUAUGAUAGCAAAUAUACGACCUUUUUAUUAUUUUAAAUAUAUGGAUGCAGUUAUAGCAGAAUUUUGUAACCAAUGUGAUAUUUGCAAGAAAAACAAGUCAAGAAGAAGCCGAGAUAUUGGUCGUUUAUCACAGUUAGGGCCAGCCAAGGAACCAUAUGAAAUCAUGUCACUUGACACUAUUGCAGGCAACCAUUCACCUAAACGUUAUCUUCAUCUUCUGGUAGAUCAUUUUAGUAGGUUUGCUUAUACAUGCCCUUCUAAAGGCCAACAAGCUAAAGAUCUAAUCAGGUUCUUACGUCCUAUUUUUGAGAAGAAUAAGGUGAAUGUUCUCCUGGCUGAUCGUUAUGCAGCGAUUAAUUCAAAUGAGUUCAAAUCCUUCAUACGAAACUGUGGCAUAACUUUAAUUUUUACGGCUGUUGACUGUCCUUUUUCAAACGGAUUAAAUGAGCGUCUCAACCAAACACUGGUAAAUCGUAUCCGCUGCAAGGUUAACGAGAAACCACGACAUCCAUGGUCCAAUAUCGCAAUUGAAUGUACAGAAGAAUACAACCGGACAACACACAGCGUAACAAAAUUCUCUCCACUUUAUUUACUCAUGGGUGAACAAUCUUCAAUUUUGCCCUCAGAUCUUAAUCAGCCCCAAGAUUUGGCUCAGAACAGAACUCUGGCAUUCCAAAAUUCACAAAGAGCUCACAAUAACAAUAAAAUUAGAGUUGACCAGAAGAAGCAAGACUAUGAAUUUAAAGUCGGAGACUUAGUCUAUGUCGAAAUGGGUAACCGUCUUAACAGAAACAAACUUGAUCCGAUAAGAAAGGGGCCAUUCAAAAUUUUAAACAGGUUUUCGUCAUCAAUUUAUGAAAUAAAUGGAGGUUAUCGUCGAAAUUAGAAAAAUUUUUAUCCAUAGCAGUAAGCUCUUGCGGGAGAUGUAAUAAUGAAAACCUGGUAUGUAAAAGUCUAAACGGAUAUUUAUAAAAAAAUAGAAGAAUAAUAAAUAUUCUGACACAAAAUUGACAUAAAUCUUGUUCCGUCAAUUUUAAAAUCCAAUUUAAUAUUUUCUUACAUAUCUGUUAAUUUUUUUUCAUUUAAACUUGUUAAUGUAUUAUUUGUUAUUGUUAAUUUAAAGAUUAGAAUAUUAAAGACUUAUAAAACCGAUUUUCUUUAA
This is a messenger RNA of Diabrotica virgifera virgifera (western corn rootworm), 4841 nucleotides long. RefSeq names its product methyltransferase-like protein 22. Gene Ontology annotation, cellular component: nucleus. NCBI's taxonomy places the organism in Eukaryota, Metazoa, Arthropoda, Insecta, Coleoptera, Chrysomelidae. The transcript has 2 exons. Gene Ontology annotation, biological process: protein methylation; DNA integration. Gene Ontology annotation, molecular function: nucleic acid binding; protein methyltransferase activity. Bases 1704 to 2483 code for a protein of 259 amino acids. The record is from RefSeq and is a predicted model, not a curated record.